Phlebotomus papatasi is the source of this 8778-nucleotide messenger RNA. RefSeq names its product papilin (gene Ppn). Gene Ontology annotation, cellular component: extracellular matrix; extracellular region. The record is from RefSeq and is a predicted model, not a curated record. Gene Ontology annotation, biological process: extracellular matrix organization. Gene Ontology annotation, molecular function: metalloendopeptidase activity; serine-type endopeptidase inhibitor activity. The coding region runs from base 302 to 8224 and encodes 2640 amino acids. Lineage: Eukaryota; Metazoa; Arthropoda; Insecta; Diptera; Psychodidae. The transcript is spliced from 14 exons.
CAGUUUCGGUUUGGCUGUCGGCAGGACAGCACGGAUUUUUUUUUUUGAAGUGAUCUCCGCAGUUUCUGGCUAAUCUUCAGCAAUUUAAACUUGGAUAUUUACUAGUUCUUGGAAUUGGAUAUGCAAUUCAGUGAAUUAAUUCAGUGGUAACGAACACAAGGAGUUACAAUUAAAAUACCCCGUUUUAAUAUUUGAUCACCAAUCUGUGGAUUAUUAUAACAUAAUUCAAGUUUUACAAGGAUUUGUGUGAAAGAGGAUUUUUCCAUCAUCUACAAAAUAAUUUUAUGGUCCAACAAUAAGGAUGGGCCCAUCAAGGCAAUUUCAAAUAUUUGCCUUGUUGCUCUGCUUACUGACAACUUCAAUCGAUGUGACUCAAUCCAGGCAUUUGACACGAAAUCGACACAAACGACAACAUGGUGCCAGGCUGUACCUGCCGGCAUCGUAUGUGAUUCCAAACGGCGAGGGAGAUUCCGGUGAACGCUGGGGCCCCUGGGGAGCUCCAUCCGAAUGCUCCAGAACAUGUGGCGGAGGUGUCGCCUACCAGACGAGAGAAUGCUACGACGUGGGUCAUGAUGGGUCACAGCGGUGUCGAGGAGGAUCCCGAAAGUAUUUCUCCUGUAACACGCAGGAUUGUCCGGAUAAUGAACCCGAUUUCCGGGCACAUCAGUGUUCGCACUUUGACACAGUACCCUUCGAGGGGGUCCGCUAUGAGUGGGUGCCCUACACAAAAGCCCCAAAUCCGUGCGAACUAAACUGUAUGCCACGUGGCGAGAGGUUCUACUAUCGUCACAAGGCAAAAGUGAUUGAUGGCACGAGGUGCAAUGAAGAAUCACUGGACGUUUGUGUGGAUGGGGUCUGUCAACCUGUUGGAUGUGACAUGAUGCUGGGAUCAAAUGCCAAAGAGGACAAGUGCCGAAAGUGCGAUGGUGAUGGAUCCACAUGCAAGACAAUCUCCGGAGUUCUCGACAUGAACAAUCUCCAAGUUGGCUACAACGAUAUCCUGCUUAUUCCUGCUGGAGCCACAAAUAUUGAGAUCAAAGAAGUGGCUCCAUCCAACAACUACCUAGCCAUCCGAAAUCUCGUUGGGGCUUACUAUCUCAACGGAAACUGGCGGAUAGACUUCCCCAGACCAAUGACCUACGCCGGUGGCAUUUGGCAUUACGAACGGAAACCCCAAGGAUUCGCCGCACCAGAUCACCUGACUAGCAUGGGUCCUACGACCGAACCCAUUUACUUAGUCUUGUUGUAUCAGGAUCGCAAUGUCGGUAUCCGAUAUGAGUAUAGUGUACCCGAAGCAACUGCUAGGCUCCCACAGCAUGAAACCUACAAUUGGGUCUUCGGACCCUAUUCAGAGUGUUCGGCUGCUUGCGGUGGAGGGUUCCAGACCAGGAAUGUCACUUGCAACAGUCGAACGACACUUGAACAAGUCGAUGACAGUCUCUGUGAUGCCACGGAACGAAUGGAAGACGCCAGACAGUGCGGUCAAGAGCCUUGUCCACCGCGUUGGACAGAGGGUCCUUGGGGCAAGUGUUCUCUACCAUGCGGUAGCGAUGGCAAGCAGGAGAGAGAAGUGACUUGCGAAAGGAUAGAUUCAAGUGGAGUUGCAACAAAAGUUGAGGACUCCGUAUGUCUGGAAACUGCAGGAAACAAGCCAGCAACUGUACAAGAAUGCAACAAGGGCGUAGUGUGUCCAGAAUGGCACACAGGACCCUGGCAACCAUGUAAUCGCCUCUGCGGAGAUGGUGAAAAGAAACGACAAGUGAAAUGCUUCCGGAAAGAAGACGGGAAGAUCAAAGUCCUUCCGGAUAGUGAUUGCGUAGAUGAGAAACCUGCAGAAUCUGAGGUUUGUGUCCUUAGGCCCUGUGAAGGUGUUGAUUGGAUAACAUCAACAUGGAGUGGUUGCAGUGCUUGUGGAUUGACCAAAGAAACAAGAACAGCACAUUGUGCUUCCAAAGCAGGAAAAAUCUACAACGACACCUUCUGCGAGAAGAAACCCAAACCCGAACUCGAACGACCAUGCACUUCCAAGUCACAAUGUGACUUCCAGUGGUUCACAUCUCAAUGGAGCAAAUGUUCUGCUGAGUGCGGCCAGGGAGUGCAAACCCGAACGAUAAUCUGUGGUGUUUUUGAUGGAGAAAUGGUUAAGAGAGCACCGGAUGAGUCUUCCUGCAACGCUGAUGAAAAACCUGAGGAUCAACAAGACUGCGAGAGUGAAGAAGAAUGUCCUGGUCAAUGGUUUGGAGGUCCAUGGUCUGAAUGUUCAGUUCCCUGUGGAGGAGGUACAAAAUAUCGAAAGACUUUAUGUAUGGUUGCUGAUCAACCUGCUCCUGUUGAAAAGUGCAGUGGUGAUACACUCAAAUUCUCAACGGAUAGCUGUAAUCCCGAACCAUGCAUCGAUGAUGAAAUGCUUCCUGUUGACAGCACAGCUAUGCCAAUUUUGGAAGACGAUCACGAUGACGAGGAAUACUGUGACUACGAUGAAGAUGACUACCCAGAAGUUUCAGGAGAGGAAUUAGAUUCAGUUGACCUAGGUGCAUUCGAUGAAACUUCUGGAGGAACUUCUAGUGUAUUUGACACAGAUUCUAAGAGUACGACAGAAUCAUCUCUCCUUACUGACGAACUUAUGCUUAGUGAUUCAACUGGCUUUGAAACUGAUGAAACUGAUGCAGCUUCUACAGAUAUACCAGGUACGACAUAUGAAGGAUCAGGAACACAAGAAACAGCUUCUAGUUUACGAGUAGAUACUGACGAGACGGGAUCUGGGGACUUUGAGAGCAGUCAAUCUAGUACAGAAAGUUCAGAAAGUUCAUCUCUAAGUGAAAGCAUUUCAUCUGCGGCAUCAUCAUUAUCAUCACAAGAAUCAUCUGCAUCCCAGACGAGUGAAAGUGUUGUAGAAACUACAACUGAAGGAGCAACUACAACAACAGAAGGCGCCACUGAAAGUUCCACAGAAAGUUCAACUGAAUCUUCAACAGAUACUUCAGAUUCCUCUUCAGAGACAACAACUGAUCUUUCUUCGACGACAGAGAGCGAGUCGUCUUCGGAAACCACAACUGUGUCAAUGGAAGAGACAACAACAUCACAAGAUUCUGAGACAACAACAACGGUUGGAGAAACUACAACAGAAACUGGUGAUCUCACAACAACCUCAGGAGGAAGUACAGAAUCAUCAGUAACAUCAACUCUAGAGGACACUGAGUCAACAGUAUCUGAUGGAACAUCAGAAACAGCUACUGCAACUGAAGAAUCAACCGUAGGAGGAUCAACUGAAUCUACUGGUUCUACUGAAACACCUGGUUCUACAGAAACCCCUGAUUCCACAGAAUCCCCUGGUUCCACAGAGUCUCCUGGUUCCACAGAAUCCACAGGCUCCACAGUUACAGAAGAAACCUCAUCGACAGGUGAAGACGAAACAACAGAAUCCGAUGUUGAUAUUUGGUCUACAACUGAAAAAACCGACGUAUCAGACGAUGAUGACGGUGAAACAUCGAAAAGUACACCAAACACUCUUGAUGAGAUCAUUAAGAAAGAGCAAAAGCCACGUAAAUGUAAACCCCGUCCAAAGGUUAUGGCUUGUGUUACCUCGACAUUUGGUUGCUGUUCGGACAAUAGCACUGCUGCGAAAGGACCCUUUGAAGAAGGUUGUCCAACACCAAAAACUUGUGCUGACACUAAACAUGGUUGCUGUCCUGACAACCUGUCACCGGCUAAAGGACCAAAGAAUCGUGGUUGCCCCAAGAGUCAAUGUUCACUUAGUCUCUUCGGAUGCUGUCCGGAUAAGAAGACAGCAGCUGAGGGUAACGACAACGAGGGAUGUCCUGUGGUGGAAGUCACCACAGUUGGUGGAUGUGCUGCCACUAAAUAUGGUUGCUGUCCAGAUGGCACUACUGCAGCUGAAGGACCUAAACACAAAGGAUGCAAAAAAGAAGAAGAGGAAUGUACAUCAGAGAGCUGCACAACUCCAGAACCUAAAGUUACUGAAGAGUCCGGUGUUACAGAAGCCAAAUUCUGUGCUCAAUCCACUUAUGGAUGCUGUCCUGAUGGAAUUUCCGAAGCAACUGGAGAAAACUUCCAUGGCUGCGAUAUUAUUGAUGAAGAGGAUUGCACCAAGUCAUUCUUUGGGUGCUGCCCAGAUGGAAGAACCCCGGCUAAAGGAGAUAACCAGGAGGGUUGCACAGAAUGCAUGCGCGAACCAUUUGGUUGUUGUCCUGAUGGUGAAACUCCAGCUCAUGGACCUCGUGGAGAAGGUUGUUGCCUCGAACAGCCUUACGGAUGCUGUCCUGAUAACAUUGUCCCAGCCCGUGGACCUAAUCUCGAGGGUUGUGGUUGUGAGCAUUCUCCUUACGGUUGCUGUCCCGACAACAAGACCUCAGCUAAAGGUUACGACAAUGCCGGAUGUGGAUGUGAAUACACACGAUUCGGUUGCUGCCCUGAUAAACUCACCGAAGCCACUGGAGAAAACUUCGAAGGGUGCUCUUGCCAUACCUUCCAAUUUGGUUGUUGUCCGGAUGGGGUUACAGUUCCGUCUGGACCACACAACUCUGGUUGCCACUGUUCGCAGUCCGAGCACAAAUGCUGUCCAGAUGAGGUUACCCCCGCCAAAGGACCCAACUUUGAAGGGUGCACUUGUGCCACGAGUAAACAUGGAUGCUGUCCAGAUGGUGUUACAUCAGCUGAAGGAAGAAACUUCGAGGGAUGCGAUGAUAUACCGUCGAAUCCCCAGAAGGCUUGUGGUCUCACUAGAGAUGCUGGACCCUGCAAGAACUUCACUGUCAAGAGCUUCUUUGACGCUGAAUACGGUGGAUGCUCUAGAUUCUGGUAUGGCGGCUGCGAGGGUAAUGACAACCGUUUCAAUUCCAUCGAGGAAUGCAAAACGGUUUGCGAGGAUCCAAUGGGCAAAGAGGCCUGCUCUCUACCGAAAUCUCACGGACCUUGCACGGGAUACCUUCCGAUGUGGUACUACGACUCGGAUCGCAAUCAGUGUACACAAUUUGUCUACGGUGGUUGCCUUGGAAACAACAAUCGCUUUGAGUCUCUAGAAGAGUGUCAGAAUGCAUGCGUUGUGGACGAAUCUGUUCCACCUUGCGAACAGCCCGUUGACCAGGGACCUUGUGGAGGAGUAUACGAACGGUGGUAUUUUGAUGCUGAUGCUGACAUUUGCAGGCCCUUCAUCUACGGCGGCUGCAGGGGCAACAAGAAUAACUACGCUUCGGAACAUGCUUGCCACUAUCACUGCAAAAAGCCGGGAGUUCAUCGCGAGUUUUGCAAUGCUCCAAUUGAAAAGGGUGACUGUCAAGCUAAGUCCGCUAGGUGGGGCUUCUCGUACUCUGAUAACAAAUGCAUGCCUUUCUAUUAUACUGGUUGCGGUGGAAAUAAGAACAAUUAUCGCUCGGAAGAUGAAUGUGCAACGGAUUGUCCAUCUCAGAUUGAGCGUGAUCUGUGCGUCCUUCCGACUGAGGUUGGCAAUUGCCAGAAUUACACUGCUAGGUGGUACUUCGAUACCCGGGAAUCUCGUUGUCGAUCCUUCUACUACGGAGGCUGUGGUGGAAACAAGAACAACUUUGAAACUGAGGAUGAAUGCGUCAACCGAUGCGAGAGGAAACCCACAACAACACCAGCUCCUAGAAGACCUCCCCCAACUCACGAUGAUGGAUUCAGACGUGAAUACUGCUUCAUCCAUCCAGAUGCUGGGGAUUGCCGUGGCGACGCCAUCGUUGCUAGGUGGUACUACAACAAAGAUGAAGGCGUAUGCGCUCAGUUUGCGUACACAGGUUGUGGUGGAAAUCAGAACAAUUUCCUUACAGAAGAAGAGUGCGAAUCCAGUUGUGGUAAUGUUCAGGAUACUUGCACGCUUCCACCUCUGCGAGGACGCUGCAACGAACGAAUCCAGAGAUGGUACUUCGAUCAGGGCUCCCAGAGAUGUCUUCAGUUUGAAUUCGGUGGAUGCAGAGGAAACAAAAAUAACUUCUACACCGAAAGGGAGUGUCAGAAUGCCUGUAGACAUGCUCCUGAAAGGGUUGAGCAAACACCACCUCCUCAUGCAGCAGUAUCCAUUUGCGAAGAACCUCGUGAUCACGGACAUUGCAAUGGAAAUGAACUCAAGUACUACUACAACCGGGAUAGAGCAUCCUGCGAGGCGUUCUACUACACGGGUUGUGGUGGAAACGGAAACCGUUUCGAAUCUCAGGAACAGUGCGAGAGGCAAUGUGGUGAACAUAGAGGUGUGGACGUGUGCAGUGAACCUGUGGAUGCAGGACCUUGUGAUAAAUGGCAGACAAGAUACUACUUCAACUCCACAAGAAGACAGUGUAUGCCAUUCCAUUACAGCGGAUGUGAGGGUACGGGUAAUCGAUUCACAACAGUUCAGGAGUGCGAGACCGUAUGUAUUGGACAUGAGGAGCCACCGCCAGAUGACAGGGCAAUAUGCAGUCUGCCCGUUGAAGUGGGCAGAUGCAGUCACGAUGAGGAGAAUUCUCACAGACGUUGGUACUACGAUGAUACUCGCGGAACAUGUAUCUCUUUCAUCUACAGCGGAUGCGCAGGGAAUCAAAACAAUUUCCGCUCUUUUGAUUCUUGUGUCGAUUUCUGUGUCAGUACGGCACCUGAAGAACCAAGGAGAGAACCAUCUGGUGAUAAAUGUGAAGCUCACACAAUUGCUUGUGAGAACCUGCAGUGUCCUUACGGCGUUGAGACGCAGUACAAUGAGGACUACUGUCCAGUAUGUUCUUGUGAAGAUCCCUGCUCAACUGUCCAGUGUCCACCUGACUCCCAAUGUUCCAUUGACGUGGGUAGAGAUGAGACGGGUCAACCGACAUUCCUGGGCGUCUGCAGGGAAAUCCGCAAAGCGGGAGAGUGUCCCAAUCUGGGCGAUAAUCAACGAUGCGACCGCGAAUGUUACACAGACGCUGACUGCCGUGGAGACAAGAAGUGCUGCGCUGCAGGAUGUGGAUGGCUAUGUGUCCAUCCAGAUACUCCAGCAACUAACGUCUCAGAACCAUCACGACCCUAUUACCCACCCGCUUACUACCCAGGUGCUCAUCCACCGGUUCUCGAAGAGAAGGCCCCAGAAGAAGUCAAUGUCGUUGCCGAAGAGGGUGGAUAUGCCGUCUUACAUUGCUUUGCUACAGGAUAUCCUCCACCGACUGUUACUUGGAGGCAUGGGGACAUCAUCCUCAACACCAAUCAAGGACGAUACUUGCUCACAUCUACCGGAGACCUACAGAUUGUGCAGCUUCACAGGACAGAUAGUGGAAUCUACGUUUGCGUUGCUGACAAUGGCCUGGGGACACCGGUUAGCAGAGAAGUUGAACUUCAAGUUAAUGAUCCUGUAGAUAUCUUAGAGGCUGACGCUUAUAUCCUGGGGGAUGCAAAUUCCACCCAGACCGUCACAUUGAAUCAGCCAGCGAUACUGAGAUGCCUUGCUGGUGGAUAUCCCAAACCCUAUGUCAGCUGGUGGCGAGACACUGAACUCCUUCCUCUAAAUUCGACACGUUUCGAACUAAGGCGUGACUAUUCAUUGGUCUUCACGAAGGUCGAACUUUCUGACCUCGGCAAAUAUACGUGUCAAGCUUAUACAGGACGUGGAAAACCAGUAUCUGUGUCGAUCACCCUACAAACCGUCGGACCAGUGUAUGUGAAUAAUGAGGAAGAUGAGAAGUACUUGAAGUAUGUUGUGGACCCACCUGUUCAGACAACUACAGUACGGGUGAGACCGGACUGGCCCUAUAGACCUACCCCGCCUCCACCACGGGUAAUUCCACUACCCCAAGUGCCAGUUGAGCCAACGUAUACUGAAGUAAAGGCGCGAAUUCGUCUUCCGGGAGGCAGGCAAUACGCUUUAGGAGCUGAUGUUAAACUUGAGUGUAUUGUUGAGGGAUAUCCCGCUCCAAAUGUUACCUGGUUCAAGGAUGAUCGUCAAUUGGUACCCACACAUAGGGUCCAGAUCAUUGAUCAAACACGCGUAGUAAUUUACGGAGCUUCAAGAGAAGAUUCUGGCUUUUACAAGUGCGAAGCCAGAAAUGGCUACAGCAAAUCCUACAACGAGGAGGAAAUCGUCGUGGAAGGAGUUUUCAUACCACCUGAGUGCACAGAUAGUCAACACUAUGCUGACUGCUCUAAGAUUGUUCGUGGAAAUUACUGCAGCAAUCCCUACUAUGCCAAAUUCUGCUGUAGAUCGUGCACCCUUGCCGGACAAUUGACUCACAAUCUUCCAAAUCUUGUCUAGAGAAGAUUCUCAUCCUAAAUUUACCCUUCUUUCUCGAGCCACUUUUGCACCAUUUUCACUGCCAAAAACUCCUCCAAUAGAUCGAUCCAAUAAAUUACGAUGAUUUGUUCAAUCAUCUGAGCCUCUGACAUACCUAAAAGUCACUCUUUACUAACAUUUUCUUCGUUUUUUCGCGUACCUAAUUGAUCUGUUAGAUGUUUCUAUCAAAACGAGUUAAAAAUGCUUCUAAAGAAAAAUAAAUUUAUUACUUUUUUAUUAGAUUUUAAUUAACUAAUGAACUGCCAUAAUUUGGAGACAUUUUGUGUCUCCUUCUUCAAUGUUCUUUCAUGUUCUGUGUCCUUCCGACAGAAAGAGUCGAAAAAGAAAUGUUUUUAAAGAAUAUUUUGGUUUAAAAAAAAAUUAAUUAAUAACUAUUGUUACCAAUUUGUGGCUAUUAGAAUAAUAAUGGAAAAAAUGAUGAAAAUGUAAUAAGAGCCAGGAUUUUCUUAUUAUGUAAUGCAAUUGAUGAAUUAUAAAAGUGUAAAAAAUAAACUAGAGUGUAAAUAUACUGAGAA